AUGAAUUUAAACAUUUCCAAUUUGGGAAAAUUUAUAUGGAAAUCUCAAGCUGUUCCUGGGUAUGGGUUCCAGCAAGUUAGAAAUAAAUGGGCAAAUUGGCUUAUGAUUCGUGAUGUCAAAAGGCGGCGAAUGAGCGCUGAAAAUUUCCUUGAGAGGACAAGAAUAAAUGCAAUGAGGAGAAAUGAUGUACUACCAAUUGAAAUUCGAGAGCUAGCAGACAAAGAAAUUAAUAAAUUUGAGAUGAAUGCAAUCCCACUAAGAAUUAAUAACAGAUGUGUAAUAACUUCAAGACCUCGCGGUAUUGUAAAAGAGUGGCGUAUGAGCCGUAUUGUAUGGCGCCACUUGGCAGACUACAACAAACUUUCAGGUGUACAGAGAGCUAUGUGGGGCUAA
Messenger RNA from Parnassius apollo (apollo), 393 nucleotides. NCBI's taxonomy places the organism in Eukaryota, Metazoa, Arthropoda, Insecta, Lepidoptera, Papilionidae. The record is from the annotation of a GenBank genome assembly.